UUUCUUCUUCUUUUAUCUCAUUCACACAAUUCAUCGAACACAUCGCAGGCGUCACCAACUCUUCACCAUCCUCCAGCAAUGGCUGCGGCUUCGUCCUCAUCCCUAUGCUCCACUGCUGCCAUCCUUCUCCAGCGCAACGGGGAUCUUGGUCUUGGCGGCAGUCUGCGUUUCCUCCCUCUCACUGCUGCCCCUAAGAAGGUUACUUUCAGAAGGAAGCUUCAAGCAAUAGUCAAGGCGUCAUCACGUGUUGAUGAAUUCUCAAAAACUGAUAUAAUUGUCUCUCCUUCCAUUCUAUCUGCCAAUUUUUCGAAGCUUGGAGAACAGGUAAAAGCAGUGGAAACAGCUGGAUGUGAUUGGAUUCAUGUCGAUGUGAUGGACGGGCGUUUUGUGCCAAAUAUCACCAUUGGACCUCUUGUUGUUGAUGCAUUGCGCCCUGUGACAGACCUACCAUUAGAUGUGCAUCUGAUGAUUGUAGAACCCGAGCAACGAGUUCCAGAUUUUAUAAAGGCUGGUGCAGAUAUUGUCAGUGUUCACUGUGAGCAAUCUUCCACCAUCCACCUUCACCGGACACUCAAUCAGAUUAAAGGUUUGGGAGCAAAAGCUGGAGUGGUUUUAAAUCCUGCAACCCCAUUGAGUGCCAUAGAAUAUGUGCUUGAUGUGGUUGAUUUGGUCUUGAUUAUGUCGGUCAAUCCUGGAUUUGGUGGGCAGAGUUUUAUCGAGAGCCAAGUGAAGAAAAUAUCAGAUUUGAGAAGAUUAUGUGUUGAAAAGGGAGUGAACCCAUGGAUUGAAGUCGAUGGUGGAGUGACGCCAUCAAAUGCCUAUAAGGUCAUUGAGGCUGGAGCCAAUGCUCUGGUUGCUGGUUCUGCAGUCUUUGGAGCCAAAGAUUAUUCAGAAGCGAUAAAAGGCAUAAAGACAAGCAAAAGGCCAGUAGCAGUUCCAGCUUGAAAAUUCCUUGUAAAAUAAUCAGUGUGCGAAAUUUUACCAGCCCAAUUCUGCUUCAGACUUCAGAGUAAUAUUCAGAAUAAGCCUCAAAAAUUGAUAUCGGCGUGUGACUCGGAAGAUCAAACCUUUGAUUUGGUGUUCAUGUAAAAUAAUGAUUUAUAUGGAAGAGAUUGUGCAAAUAAUUUGUUGCUUGCACUGAUAAGCAGGAACAUUAAUUUGUAUUUGUUUGUGGUUUAAUAUAUAGGGAAUUUGUCAAAUAAUCUGCUUGUUUUUACCAAAUUAUCAGGUAUUUGAUGUAUACCCAUGGUAUAUGUACAUUAUAUUUCUUUCUAAAAGGGAUAAAUGUGCAUUGUUUA
Molecule: messenger RNA, 1298 nt
Organism: Dioscorea cayenensis subsp. rotundata (Guinea yam)
Lineage: Eukaryota; Viridiplantae; Streptophyta; Magnoliopsida; Dioscoreales; Dioscoreaceae
Product: ribulose-phosphate 3-epimerase, chloroplastic
Exons: 10
Coding region: 79-945 (288 amino acids)
Biological process (GO): pentose-phosphate shunt; pentose-phosphate shunt, non-oxidative branch; carbohydrate metabolic process
Cellular component (GO): cytosol
Molecular function (GO): metal ion binding; D-ribulose-phosphate 3-epimerase activity
Source: RefSeq, a predicted model, not a curated record